AUGGCGCCAAUGCCACAAACGCCUCACAAGGACGACCUCGACGAAACGUGGUCGUUCUUGGAGACCGGAAUCGAUAGCGUUAUGACGAAGCUGGAGGAAGGAGUGGACAUGAAGACUUACAUGGCUCUCUACACGGCCGUCCACAAUUUCUGUACCUCUCAGAAAGCAGUCUCCAGCAGCCAAGGCCUGCAGGCUCACCGUGGAGCGCACUUACUGGGCGAGGAACUCUACAGGCUAUUGGGACACUAUCUCUCGCGCCAUCUUGCCUCGGUACGCGAGGAAUCCCAGAGCCACACUGAAGAAGCACUCCUGGCCUUCUACAUCCGCGAAUGGUCCCGCUACACCACUGGAGCCAAAUACGUCAACCACUUGUUCAGCUACCUCAACCGCCACUGGGUCAAGCGUGAGAUCGACGAGGGAAAAAAGAAUGUUUACGAUGUCUACACUUUGCACCUGGUCAAGUGGAAAGACGAUUUCUUCGAGCAUGUGCACGAGAAGGUGAUGGAUGCCGUUCUGAACCUGAUUGAGAAGCAGCGUAAUGGUGAGACUAUCGAGCAGUCACAAAUCAAGAACAUCGUCGAUUCCUUUGUGUCUUUGGGUCUGGACGAAAACGACAGCAAGAAGUCUACCCUCGAGGUCUACCGACACUACUUCCAGAAACCAUUCAUUGCCGCCACGAAAUCCUACUACGAGAACGAGUCCCGUCAGUUUGUGGCGGAAAAUAGUGUCGUGGAAUACAUGAAGAAAGCGGAGGCUCGACUUGCAGAGGAGAAGGAUCGUGUGGGCCUUUACUUGCACCCUGAUGUUACCAAAAGCCUUACAGAUACCUGCCUGGAGGUCCUCGUCACUGCCCACUCCGGUGUGCUCCGUGAUGAAUUCCAGGUUCUCCUGGAUAACGAACGCCAGGACGACCUCGCUCGGAUGUACCGCCUUCUAUCCUGCAUUCAAGACGGCCUGGAUCCUCUGCGCUCCACAUUUGAAAACCACGUGAGACGAGCUGGCUUGGCUGCAGUUGAGAAGGUCCGUUCCGAAAGUGAUAACUUCGAGCCUAAGCUCUACGUGGAUGCGCUGCUUCAGGUUCAUUCCCGGUAUCAGAACUUAGUCGACGAGGCUUUCAAGGGUGAGUCUGAGUUCGUGCGUUCUCUCGAUAAUGCUUGCCGAGAGUUCGUCAACCGGAAUUGCUUCUGCUUGACGUCCACCACUCGCUCCCCCGAGCUUCUCGCCAAGUAUACCGAUGGCUUGUUGAAGAAGGGGUCUAAGGCUGCCGAGGAGUCUGAGCUUGAAGAGAUGCUGGUGCAGAUCAUGACCGUUUUCAAGUACAUCGAGGACAAGGAUGUUUUUCAAAAGUUCUAUUCCAAGAUGCUGGCAAAACGCCUGGUCCACGUCAGCUCGGUAUCUGACGAUGCGGAGACCAGUAUGAUCAGCAAGCUCAAGGAAGCAUGUGGUUUCGAAUAUACAAACAAGUUGCAGCGCAUGUUCCAAGAUAUCCAGCUCUCUAAGGAUCUUAACUCUGGCUACAAGGAUCAUCAAGAGAAGACCUACGAUGACGAGGAGCGGAAACGGAUGGUUGAUUCGCACUUUCAGAUUCUGGGAACCGGCUUUUGGCCUCUCCAACCUCCAAGCUCGCCCUUCAACGCCCCCAUGGAGAUCAACAAAACCUGCGAGCGAUUCCAGCAAUAUUACUUCGGGAAGCAUAAUGGUCGCAAGCUGACAUGGCUGUGGCAGCUAUGCAAGGGAGAAGUCAAGGCGAACUACAUCAAGAACACGAAGUUCCCUUACACAUUCCAGGUCUCCACAUAUCAGAUGGGCAUCUUGCUGCUGUUCAAUGAGACCGACACCGUGUCUUACCCGGAUAUCCAGAAAGCAACUGCUCUCAGUCCUGAAGUUCUCGACGCCAACCUCGGCAUCCUCCUGAAGGCGAAGGUGCUCCUUCCCAGCCCGGAUGGCGCCAAGCCCGGACCUGGCACCACAUUCAGCCUCAACUACAACUUCAAAAACAAGAAAAUCAAAGUCAACCUCAAUGUCGGAAUCAAGUCGGAGCAAAAGGUUGAAACGGACGAUACCCACAAGACUAUCGAGGAAGACCGAAAGCUUCUCUUGCAGUCCGCUAUCGUCCGCAUCAUGAAGUCCCGGAAGAAGAUGAAGCACGUUCAGCUUGUUCAAGAAGUAAUUCACCAAGUAAAGUCGCGCUUCCCGCCCAAGAUUCCCGAUAUCAAGAAGAACAUCGAAGCUUUGAUGGAGAAGGAUUACAUCGAACGUCUUGAUGGGGAUGAGAUUUCUUACAUUGCCUAA
Molecule: messenger RNA, 2292 nt
Organism: Penicillium argentinense
Lineage: Eukaryota; Fungi; Ascomycota; Eurotiomycetes; Eurotiales; Aspergillaceae
Gene: culA
Product: cullin culA
Exons: 6
Coding region: 1-2292 (763 amino acids)
Biological process (GO): SCF-dependent proteasomal ubiquitin-dependent protein catabolic process; protein ubiquitination
Cellular component (GO): SCF ubiquitin ligase complex
Molecular function (GO): ubiquitin protein ligase binding
Source: RefSeq, a predicted model, not a curated record